Molecule: messenger RNA, 696 nt
Organism: Sitodiplosis mosellana (orange wheat blossom midge)
Lineage: Eukaryota; Metazoa; Arthropoda; Insecta; Diptera; Cecidomyiidae
Product: UPF0389 protein GA21628
Exons: 3
Coding region: 45-548 (167 amino acids)
Source: RefSeq, a predicted model, not a curated record
CGGGUCAAAUUUAUUAUUUUCCCACUAAAUUUGUGAUUGUGAAAAUGAUGCGACUUUUUGCAAAAACGACUGCGGCGCAAUUGUCGUCACUUCGAACAUUGGAAAAUGUUCGUUUUGUAUCGCAAACGCCGCGCCUUCUGGAGAAAUCGGAUGCAUCGAAACCAACAACACCACCGGCUGAAUCGCAGUCGCCGACACCAACCGCUGAUGCACCACAACCAGCCGCUGAAGGAUCCCAGCCGUGGCAACAAAAGAAAUCCCUACACACAGUAAACAAUUUUGACAAGCGUGUUUUAGUCUCAUCUGGAAAAUACAAAACCAUCGAUGAAGUACCCGAAAGAGUGGCACAAGAAACACUUGAUCGAGCUCGUGAUCGGUUCCGUGUUAAAAUGUGCAUCUACAUGAUGAUUAUUUGCGUGCUUAUCUGUAUUGUUCAAAUCUUUCGCGGAAAAAAUGCCGCUGAACGUGGCGAGAGCGUGGUGAAUACUAAUCUAGAAUGGCAUCGUCAAUACAACGAAGGAGUCACCACCAAAAAGGAAAAUAAAUAAAGAAGAAUAGACUGUGUGAAUGAUUCAAAGCAAUCGAAUGUCGGUAAUGCUGAAUUCAAGCGUUGCAACAAACAAACGUUCAACGGGUAUUCAUGUAUUCAUUUAAAGUGGCUGUAUAUAAUACGAAAUAAAACACCAAACAAAUCCA